AUGGCAUCAGAACUGCGGGACGACUGCACCAACAAGCUCGAUGUCGUACCACAUGGACACCAUGCUGGGCUGGUCAGCAAGGACAGUGCGAUAUACAUCAAGGCUAGGUGCAAAGAGUGUGAGCCGCCCGUGACUGUAGCGAGCUGGUGGGAGGGAUACGAGAAGAGCGAAGAAGGCAGUGAUGAUUGGAACGAGGAACUGGGCGAUUGGGCCGAUGAGUACUGA
Alternaria arbusti is the source of this 225-nucleotide messenger RNA. RefSeq lists its product as uncharacterized. The transcript has 2 exons. NCBI's taxonomy places the organism in Eukaryota, Fungi, Ascomycota, Dothideomycetes, Pleosporales, Pleosporaceae. The coding region runs from base 1 to 225 and encodes 74 amino acids. The record is from RefSeq and is a predicted model, not a curated record.